UUGUUUGUUUUUUAAGUUUUUUGUGUGGUUUAUGCUUGCAGGGCCCAGACCUGGCUGUCUGGAAGUCCAUGUACGAUGAGGUGCCGGAGUCUCUGACGGCUACUGAAAAGAAGAACUGGAUCAGCUCCCUGCAGGCCGUCGCCGUCAGCUCGGACGCCUUCUUUCCCUUCAGAGACAACAUAGAUCGAGCCAAACGGAGCGGUGUGGAGUUCAUCGCAGCUCCUGCGGGCUCUGCUGCUGAUGAGGUUGUGAUUAACGCCUGCAAUGAGCUGGGCAUCACUCUGGUGCACACCAGCCUGCGACUCUUCCAUCACUGAGCAUUACCAACGUUUCUGAUACUGAGACAUUCCUACUGUUACUGUUGUAGAAGUGUAGAAAUCACUACUAGUUUUUUUUUGUAACACUAGCUGCGUUCUAAUAUGAGUGAGCAAUAAAGUAGCUGUGAAUGUAGAAUGUAGGUAAUUCAAAUAAAUUGCUGAGUAGUAUUGUUUUUA
Messenger RNA from Poecilia latipinna (sailfin molly), 494 nucleotides. RefSeq names its product bifunctional purine biosynthesis protein PURH-like. The annotation marks the transcript as partial. Gene Ontology annotation, biological process: 'de novo' IMP biosynthetic process. The transcript is spliced from 2 exons. Gene Ontology annotation, cellular component: cytosol. Lineage: Eukaryota; Metazoa; Chordata; Actinopteri; Cyprinodontiformes; Poeciliidae. The record is from RefSeq and is a predicted model, not a curated record. Gene Ontology annotation, molecular function: IMP cyclohydrolase activity; phosphoribosylaminoimidazolecarboxamide formyltransferase activity.